Messenger RNA from Solea solea (common sole), 2232 nucleotides. RefSeq names its product tubulin beta-4B chain-like. NCBI's taxonomy places the organism in Eukaryota, Metazoa, Chordata, Actinopteri, Pleuronectiformes, Soleidae. Gene Ontology annotation, molecular function: structural constituent of cytoskeleton; GTP binding; GTPase activity. Gene Ontology annotation, biological process: mitotic cell cycle; microtubule cytoskeleton organization. The transcript has a single exon. Gene Ontology annotation, cellular component: cytoplasm; microtubule. The coding region runs from base 248 to 1585 and encodes 445 amino acids. The record is from RefSeq and is a predicted model, not a curated record.
UUGAACUGUUAUUAAGAACUUAGAAUUGUGGAGGGAAGUAUUACACUUCUCAGGAUAUAGCCUGCCAAAAAUGAUUAGAAGUAGAAACAACAAAUGUUAGGUAAACUAUUCUAGGGACGGAAUAAUAAUAUGACAAGCAGGUCUGAACUGUGAUAAAUUAUUAGAUGAAAACUAUCAGAAGGAUUCUGCCCUCUCAGUUGCUCUGAAACUCAGUAUUCAAUUGUUCAAGACUCAAAUUUCGAUCACAAUGAGGGAAAUCGUACACCUGCAGGCAGGCCAGUGUGGCAACCAAAUUGGAGCCAAGUUCUGGGAGGUGAUAAGUGACGAACAUGGCAUUGACCCCUCUGGGACAUACCACGGGGACAACGAUCUGCAACUUGAGCGAAUAAAUGUGUACUUCAACGAGGCAGCAGGUGGGAAGUAUGUUCCUCGUGCAGUGCUUUUUGACUUGGAGCCAGGGACGAUGGACUCUGUGAGGUCUGGUCCAUUUGGCCAGAUCUUUAGACCAGACAGUUUCGUCUUUGGCCAGACCGGAGCAGGUAACAACUGGGCUAGAGGUCACUACACAGAGGGAGCUGAGCUGGUGGACUCUGUCUUGGAUGUGGUGAGGAAGGAGUCAGAGAACUGCGACUGCCUCCAGGGCUUCCAGCUCACACACUCGCUGGGCGGAGGCACUGGCUCUGGCAUGGGCACACUGCUCAUCAGCAAAAUCCGAGAGGAGUAUCCAGAUCGCAUCAUGAACACUUUCAGUGUGGUUCCUUCACCCAAGGUCUCAGACACAGUAGUGGAACCUUACAACGCCACCCUGUCUGUCCACCAACUGGUCGAGAACACAGAUGAGACCUUCUGCAUUGAUAAUGAGGCCCUGUAUGACAUCUGCUUCCGCACACUCAAGCUCACCACACCCUGCUACAGUGACCUCAAUCAUCUUGUCUCAAGCACCAUGAGUGGUGUGACCACCUGCCUGCGCUUCCCUGGACAGCUCAAUGCUGAUCUGAGGAAACUGGCCGUUAACAUGGUUCCCUUCCCCAGACUGCACUUCUUCAUGCCAGGCUUUGCCCCCCUGACCAGUCGGGGCAGCCAGCAGUACAGAGCAUUGACAGUGCCUGAACUCACUCAGCAGAUGUUCGAUGCCAAGAAUAUGAUGGCUGCUUGUGACCCACGUCAUGGGCGCUACCUCACAGUAGCAGCCAUCUUCAGAGGCCGUCUUUCCAUGAAGGAGGUGGACGAACAGAUGUUGAACAUUCAGAACAAGAACAGCAGCUACUUUGUGGAGUGGAUCCCCAACAACGUUAAGACGGCAGUCUGUGACAUCCCUCCCCGUGGCCUCAAAAUGUCCGCCACCUUCAUUGGCAACAGCACAGCCAUUCAAGAACUGUUCAGACGCAUCUCAGAGCAGUUCACCGCCAUGUUCCGCCGCAAGGCCUUCCUCCACUGGUACACAGGCGAGGGUAUGGAUGAGAUGGAGUUCACUGAGGCUGAGAGCAACAUGAACGACCUGAUUUCUGAGUACCAGCAGUACCAGGACGCCACUGCCGAGGAAGAGGGCGAGUUUGAUGAGGAAGGGGAAGAGGAUAUGGAUUAAACCCCUAUCGCGACCCAAUCUUACAAUGCAAGAGUGAAUGAUAAGUUGUACAAUUAAGACCACAGAGAAGGAUCAUGAAUGUCGAGAAGAAGGACAUGAGGACAGUGGGUGUAACACAAGAAGAUAAAAGGGAUAGGGCAAGAUGGGGGCAGAUGAUCUGCUGGAGCAACCCCUAAAGGGAGAGGCUGAAAGAAGAAUAAAAUGAUUAUACUGAUACAUCAUAAUGCACAGUUAGAUAAUAUAUUCAAAGCUGUAGUGUGUAACCUUUAAAUACAAAUCUGUUACAUUCAAACCAUAAACACAGGUUCACACAAUGCUGAUUUAGCCUAUUAGUUCCACACAUUUCAAUUUGUUUCUUAAUAUAACAGUGUUUUGAUUUUGUAUGUGUGGCAACAUUCCUGCGCUGCACAAAUAAGGAUGAAUUUUAUGUUAUAAUCAGUAAAGGAAUGAUGAAUUACACAGCAUAAUUAAACAAAAGUGUUUCCUGUACUUUCAUUAGCUUUUAUCAAUGCAAAUGUGAACGGUGCGUCAACUUGAAUAAUAUAUACACUGUAUUUGUGAAAACCAGGAAAAGUAAUAAAAAGGUGUGUGCUUUUAGCAGCAUUCACAAACACUUGGGUAUCAUCUUAGCAAAUAAAACCGCUUAA